GGCUUACUCACCUUCUCAUUGACAGGAGAGCGAGUGGCUGGCCUACUCCCAUCCCUCAAGCACCCACCCACCCUCUGUCAGAAGCAGAGGACCAGCUCCGUUCCACUCACGCCCACAGUGCCAGUGGAGCUUUUCUAUGGUGUUCCAUUCCUCGAUCCGAUCAGCCGACCGGCGGCCUUCAGUGUUUCAGUCCUCCAGUGCUCCUCCUUUCUUGUCUUGACUAACCGAACCCAAGCCAAGCGAAGCGAGUCUAGCCCUUUGAGUCCCGUCCCUCCCUCGUCUCCCUCAGUUCGCGAGCCUUUUCCAUUCUCCGGCGAGCAGACAUUGGAGAAAGAUUGCAUGCAUGUGGCUUGAAUAAAAGAGUAUUAUUAUUACCCUCCCGACUUUGUGUCCGAGUAUCCUGUUUCCCUCCUCAUCAUGUACGCCCUAGCUCUGGUGGCCGUGAUCCUCUGCAUCCUCUUCAAGAUCUUGAAUGUGAACAACUCACCCGCCCAAUCCUUAUUCUACUCGGCCAACGCCAAGUUCCUCGAUGAGAUCCUCAAGCUCACCCCGGAAAUUGCCGAACCAUAUGUGCCCACUCGUUUGUGGGGCUUUAGUGGCCACGUCCAGACCAUCAUCCAGGGCGUGCUCUCCCGAAUCAGCUGUCCUUUGGUCAAUGGACGGCGAUACUUCUUCAUCCAAUCGGACCACGCCACCGUCACCUACGACUUGUAUCAGCCCAUCGAAAAACAUGCCAUGAGUGGUGAUUAUACGCUGGCCAUUUGUCCGGGCAUUUGUAACACGAGUGAGUCGGUCUACAUUCGGCGGGUGGUGCUCCAAGCCCAAUUGCAGGGCUAUCGCGUGGCUGUGUUGAACCACGUGGGUGCGCUUAAGAACGUGCGUCUGACCGCGCCUCGGAUGUUCUCUUACGGCUACACUCACGAUUACGAUGGCCUCAUUCAGGACAUCGUGAAGCGUUAUCCCGCCACCAAGAUCAUAUGCGUAGGCUUCUCCAUGGGCGGCAAUUUGGUCACCAAGUAUUUGGGCGAGGAUCGAGUCCGCCCGGACUGUAUUCUGGCCGGCAUCUCGGCCUGUCAAGGCUAUGAUGCGGUCGAGGCUGGCAAGUAUCUGUUGCUAUGGGAGAAUUGCCGACGCUUGUACUUGUACGCCAUGACCGAGAAUCUCCGGGCUCUGAUCCGAAAUUGGCAGAAACAUCUCAUGCCCGAGGAUUUCAAGCGCGAAAAGGGCAUUAAUGAGCGUGACAUUUGGUCGGCUGCCACGCUCGUCGAGCUCGAUGACGCUUAUACCCGGAAGGUGGCCGGCUUUGAAAGUGUAGAUGAGUUCUACCAGGAUUGCAGCAGCUUGAAUUAUUUGGAUGGCAUCCAAGUGCCCAUGAUCUUCAUCAACGCCGAGGACGACCCCAUCGUGCCCCGACCUUUGCUGGAUCACAUGAUGGAAGCUAUCAAAAAGCACGACAACAUCCUGUACAUUGAGCAAAAAUUCGGUGGGCACUUGGGAUUCUACGAGGGCGGCUACAUCUACCCGAACUCCGUCACGUGGUUGGAUCGUAUGGUGGUCAAGCUCUCCGAGUCGUUGAUCAUGUUCGUGGACAAUGAGAAGAACAAGGCCCCGUUGGAGGAUGCCAAUCUGGCCUUAGAGGAGAUCUACGACAAGGUCGAUUCCACUAGCGAGGACUCGGCUUCCUCCUCACCCUUGAUUCUUCGACGGUCCUUCAAAGGGGCCAAGGCCAGUUUGGUCUGUGGGAAGAAGAAUAAAAUGCACUCAGGAUGGUUCCCACGUGGACCCGGCGUUCUGGGCGAAGAGGCCAGGUUUUAAAUCCAAAUCACAAACGUUCUAUCUCGGUCUGUAACGAUCCCCGUGGAAAUUCAAGAUCCCGAGUGACAAGAGAAUGGGCCGCAUUUGGGACAUUGCGUUUACAUUUUAUUCAAGCUUAACUCUCCGUGUCACCCAAAAAGGUAGCAAAUCUUUAUUUCGGGGGCUUAACGUAAAGGCAACCCGUGUUCACUAACUAACUCUCGCACUCCACCGUGUCAAGAUUGUUUUGUAUUUGGUUUUCACCCCUCUCGAAAAUACACAUAUUAUUUAUGA
This is a messenger RNA of Tigriopus californicus, 2088 nucleotides long. RefSeq names its product abhydrolase domain-containing protein 2-like (gene Hydr2). The coding region runs from base 418 to 1815 and encodes 465 amino acids. Gene Ontology annotation, biological process: sperm capacitation; medium-chain fatty acid biosynthetic process; medium-chain fatty acid catabolic process. The record is from RefSeq and is a predicted model, not a curated record. Gene Ontology annotation, molecular function: monoacylglycerol lipase activity; acetylesterase activity. The transcript has 5 exons. Gene Ontology annotation, cellular component: sperm plasma membrane; sperm flagellum. NCBI's taxonomy places the organism in Eukaryota, Metazoa, Arthropoda, Copepoda, Harpacticoida, Harpacticidae.